AUCUCUACCUGGUCAUCGUACUUUUUCUAGUCCUUCCAGAUCCGGCAUCUUUCAGUUCGUACGAAAAUCUACUAAUUAUUAGUAGCGUUCCAUACUUGAGAAGAAAUACGUGCGAUCGAACACCGAGGGAGCUUUUUGAUAUCUUGAUUAAGCCAACGUUGACCAUGAACUCAUUUUCUGUGGAGGACAUUCCAGACUUAUCAGAAAUGACCAUCUGUUUGUGGCUUAAGAUUGGAGCAGGAUGGAGCAGCAAUUCAAACAAAAGAAUGUACCUUGUCUCCUAUGACGUGGAUGCUCUAAAUACAUUGAAAACAAACAGCUUCUUUCUGGCCCUCGACGACAGCAAAAGUCUUGUCUUUGGAAUUGGAAAUGAGGCAAAGCCAUGUACUUUCGACGCUACUAAUCUGAUGGAUGACCAAUGGCAUCAUAUCUGCAUCUUAUGGGACGGCGCCGCAGAUUCAGGAUACACAAGUUACUACAGGGACGGAGCUGAAGUCAAAUUUCAACCCUGUUCUGUCGGCACAAGGAACGCUGGUGGAGCGCUCCAACUUGGAGGAGGAGAAAGAACAGAGAACGUGGAGAUAACAGGGUUUAAUCUGUGGAAUAGAAUACUCACGGAAUCAGAGAUUGCUGAGGAAGCUAAUAAGUGUGAUGGAGGCAUGGGUGGUCCAAUUGUGAAAUGGAGAGAGUUCUAUAAGAAGUCACUGAGGAGGAAUUUUAUAAGAGAGUUGUCUCAGUGUGUAGUUUCUGGAGCUGUUGAUGGAGGCUACACUGGAUGGUCAGUGGUUUCUGAGUGCACUGCCACAUGUGGUGGAGGUACCAAGACUCUCGUCAGGACCUGCAACAAUCCUCCCCCAGCGAGGGGUGGGAAGGACUGUAAACACCUUGGGGCAACCAGGAAGACACAGGAGUGCAAUACACAACCUUGCCCUCGUCCGUUAUCCCCGUCUUUUGACGUCCGAAUCGUCUAUGGUGGUAUUGAGAGGAAUCAGCUGAAGAUAAGACCGGACGAUGUCUCUCCUGACGUGACGCAGCUGACAAUGUGCAUGUGGCUGAAGCUUCAAACUACAGGGGAUUGGAAAAAUGACAUUAAUAACAUGGAUUUAGCAGCAUACCGUACAUAUAGUAGGGAUGUUAUUUACGUCAAACUCUAUGGCGAACGUAAAGGCGGCAUGCGUUUGUACGUUUUCAUGCUCACAUUGCAUGCUUCAUCGACAUUUUGCUAUACGAAGGGUACAGUCAAAGAGCUCGAUGAUCAUCAUUGGCAUCAUGUUUGUAUGGCCUGGGAUGGAAACGCACGAACAAUUAAAUACUUCAAAGAUGGCAACUCGAUUCCGUCAGACGAUGAUUGUCAAGCACAGGAUAAAUUAAAAGGAAAUCCAAAAUACCUAACUGUAGGGUAUAGUAGGAGAAAACUUGGCGAUGAGGUACGUUUAACUGGUUUUAACCUGUGGGACAGAGUCCUAACUAAUAAAGAAGUACUCGACAACGCCAGGUCGUGCCAAGAAGUUUUGGGUCAUCCUGUGGCACAAUGGAAUGAUUUCUACAACGCAGCUCAAACUAACGCUAAAGAGCAUGUUGUUGAGCCAUCAGAAUGCAACGUGGAUGGUUAAUUUGUAUUGACUACCGAAUUAAAGUAAUUUGCAAUCUAUUGAAAUUUUGCUUGCUUAUUCUUUUUCUGGUUGCAAUAAACGUCCAAACAUUGUUUGUUCCAUUUUGCCACCUCCUCCUUCUUUUUAAAACUUUCGCCUAGGAAAUUAUUAUUAAAAUUUUUUCCUCUAAUCGUUGACCCCAAACGAAUCACAUCUACAGUUCAUGCAAAACAAGCCAGUUAGUAUGUGUAAUGAAAUGGUGACUAAAGAGAUGAGGGGACUUAUCCUACCCGUGUCUAGGGGUUUCAGUAUAAGUCUGUGACCGGGAGUCUACACCUCUUACCGUCGUCUGUUUAGCUUACGAGCAGGGACUCGUGUGGUUAUUACCUUACGGUCCCUCUACGAAGCAUGGCCGCCGGCAGUCGCUUAUGGAAAAGUUAUUGGAAACCCGACGUGUCUAUUCUUGUUUUGCGAGGGAGGUUACAUAUCCCUUAAUUUUACGAGCUCGUCAUUGGACACCCUAUUGAAUCCAAUAGGGUGAGUGGGGUUUUUGUCUAUUUCAUAUGGGGAAGUUUCAGUACCCCAGUCACUUAAAAACUUAACAUAAGUUUCAAGAAUCGCUUUUAGAA
Messenger RNA from Pocillopora verrucosa, 2221 nucleotides. RefSeq lists its product as uncharacterized. The record is from RefSeq and is a predicted model, not a curated record. NCBI's taxonomy places the organism in Eukaryota, Metazoa, Cnidaria, Anthozoa, Scleractinia, Pocilloporidae.